AGUCAAUGAGAGGACUUCAGUCACAGCAGCACGCAGGUCUACUGAGCAGAUCAGAUGACAUGCUCAGGAAAUUAACAAGAAGAGCUAUCAGUUUCUUUCUCUAAGCCUUCUGAAAUCUGAGCCUCUGCAGAAGACUAAACCCUGGGGCCUUACCUACAGAAAUGGACAGAAGCUUGUAUACUCUCAUUUUCAAGAACCCAAAAAUUUUUUUAAAGGAAGGAGUCAACUUUGGCUUUGAGUGUUCAGCCUGGGUACAAUGCCUUUAAAAAGCAGAUGACCAGCUUAGCUACCGACCAUGCAGACCAUUGUCCGGAAUUGGAUCACAUCACACAAAAACAGCGAAUGGCCUUCUCUUACAGAAGAAUAUCAGAACAGAGCACAAUUCCUGAGCACAUUUUGCAGAGCUCCUUUCAUCACUUAAUCUUUGCUAACUGGUCUGGAUUACAGACAGAAUCGAUACCAGAGGAAAUGAAACAGACUGGUGAGCAACAGGGAAAUAAACCACGCUGGGCAGCUCUUCUGAUACUCCUGGUGAUAAUACCCACAAUUGGUGGGAACAUCCUUGUUAUUCUGGCUGUUUCACUGGAGAAAAAGCUGCAGUAUGCUACUAAUUAUUUUCUAAUGUCCCUGGCAGUGGCUGAUUUGCUGGUUGGAUUGUUUGUGAUGCCGAUUGCCCUCUUGACAAUAAUGUUUGAGGCUAUGUGGCCCCUCCCACUUGUUCUAUGCCCUGCCUGGUUAUUUCUUGAUGUUCUUUUUUCUACUGCAUCCAUCAUGCAUCUCUGUGCCAUUUCCGUGGAUCGUUACAUAGCCAUCAAAAAGCCAAUCCAGGCCAAUCAAUAUAACUCACGAGCCACAGCACUCAUCAAGAUUACAGUGGUAUGGCUAAUUUCAACAGGCAUUGCCAUUCCAGUACCCAUUAGAGGGAUAGAAACUGAUGCAGGUAACCCAAGCAACAUCACCUGUAUGCUGACAAAGGAUCGUUUUGGCAACUUCAUGCUCUUUGGCUCACUGGCUGCCUUCUUCACACCUCUGGCAAUCAUGAUUGUCACCUACUUUCUCACUAUCCAAGCUUUACAGAAGAAAGCUUACUUGGUCAAAAAUAAGCCACCUCAACGCCUAACGUGGUUGGCUGUGUCUACAGUCUUCCAAAGUUCCAAAGAAACACCUUGCUCAUCACCUGAAAAGGUGGCAAUGCUGCAUAGUUCCCACAAAGGCAAAACUCUGCCCAACUCAAGUGAUAAGAUACGAAGGCGAAGAAUGUCCACAGUUGGAAAAAAGUCUGUGCAGACCAUUUCCAAUGAACAGAGAGCCUCUAAGGUUCUAGGAAUUGUUUUUUUUCUCUUUUUGCUUAUGUGGUGCCCCUUUUUUAUUACAAAUAUAACUUUAGUUUUAUGUGAUUCCUGCAACCAGACUACUCUCAAAAGGCUCCUAGAGGUAUUUGUGUGGAUAGGCUACGUUUCCUCAGGGGUGAAUCCUUUGGUCUACACCCUCUUCAAUAAGACAUUUCGGAACGCAUUUGGCCGAUACAUCAGCUGCAAUUACCGGGCCAUAAAAUCAGUAAAAACCGUCAGAAAAUGUUCCAGCAAUAUCUACUUCCAAAAUCCAAGGGCAGAGAACUCUAAGUUUUUCAUGAAACAUGGAAUGAGAAAUGGGAUUAAUCCUGCCAUGUUCCAGAGCCCAAUGAGGCUCCGCAGUUCAAACAUUCAGGCUUCCUCAAUCAUUCUAUUAGAUACACUUCUCCUCACAGAAUAUGAAGGUGACAAAACUGAAGAGCAAGUCAGUUAUGUAUAGAAGGAAUGUCAGUUUUCAUCUAAUUAAUAUAACAAUGAAUAAGGUGAUGAAGAUGAUAUAAAUGUACCAAGAAUUAUAAAAGAAGAACUUUAUGUCAUGUA
This is a messenger RNA of Lontra canadensis (Northern American river otter), 1892 nucleotides long. RefSeq names its product 5-hydroxytryptamine receptor 2B (gene HTR2B). The transcript has 4 exons. Gene Ontology annotation, cellular component: plasma membrane; dendrite. Bases 274 to 1791 code for a protein of 505 amino acids. The record is from RefSeq and is a predicted model, not a curated record. NCBI's taxonomy places the organism in Eukaryota, Metazoa, Chordata, Mammalia, Carnivora, Mustelidae. Gene Ontology annotation, biological process: vasoconstriction; G protein-coupled receptor signaling pathway, coupled to cyclic nucleotide second messenger; smooth muscle contraction. Gene Ontology annotation, molecular function: G protein-coupled serotonin receptor activity; neurotransmitter receptor activity.